Molecule: messenger RNA, 573 nt
Organism: Pyrgilauda ruficollis (rufous-necked snowfinch)
Lineage: Eukaryota; Metazoa; Chordata; Aves; Passeriformes; Passeridae
Gene: DNALI1
Product: dynein axonemal light intermediate chain 1
Exons: 6
Coding region: 1-573 (190 amino acids)
Cellular component (GO): filopodium; axoneme
Molecular function (GO): dynein heavy chain binding
Source: RefSeq, a predicted model, not a curated record
AUGGCGGCGCCGCCGGAGUCGCUGCUGCGGUACUGCCCGCCCGUGCUGGUGUCCCGCCGAGGAGACAGGCCCUCCGCGGGGGCUCAGGCCCCGCGCAGCCCCGCCAGCUUCUCCUCCACGCCGCAGCCGCAGGAGCUCCUGAACGCCAUCCUGCCGCCGCGGGAGUGGGAGGAGGCGCAGAAGCUGUGGGUGCAGGAGGUGUCCACCGCGCCCAGCACCCGCCGGGACGUCGUGCAGCUGCAGGAGCAGCUGGACCGGCAGCUGCAGCAGCGGCAGGCGCGGGAGACCGGGCUGUGCCCCGUGCGCCGGGAGCUCUACACGCAGUGCUUCGUGUGUGAUUCCAUGUGUGAUUCCAUGAGUGAUUCCAUGUGUGAUUCCGUGAGUGAUUCCGUGUGUGAUUCUAUUGCAGAGCUGGAAGAGGAAAAGGAGGCGCUGGAAAAACAAGUGAGUGAAGAGAAAGCGAAAUGUGAGGCCAUUGAAAGGCAAGAAACUGAACGGCGAGAAAUAGAAGAGAAGAAACACAGCGAAGAGGUUCUGUUCCUCAAACGGACAAACCAGCAGCUGAAGAGCUGA